AUGACUACACUCUGGAUAUUCCUUUCUGAGUUGGACAACAGGCCAAGUAUCUUGACCCAGCACGAAUUAAGAGAGCCUACGGCGACUUUGGAGAGGCGAGGCAGCUCUUCGGCAAUGAUACUGCCAGAUCCGCCGGCAUCCCCUAUAACACCCUCAUGUGGAGGCUGGGCGUUUCAAUACCAUACCAGGCUGGGAUAUACAUUUGAAAUCGACAACGGCGUCGACUUGGUCAUGACCCAUGGCCCACCAAAAGGUAUCCUGGAUCGCACACUGUCAGGCGCCAGGGCGGGUAGCACACAUGUCUUCGAAGCCGUUUCCCGCACUCGACCACGGUUACACUGUUUCGGGCACAUUCAUGAAGCCUGGGCUGAUGUCGGUGAAGAGCGUUUAGUUUUGGUGGUAGAUCUAUCGACAUUAAGAGGUGGAUUGAGAUCGGAACCUGGUGGGCCUGAAAGUUUAGAGGGGAGUGGGGAUAAGUCGGGGAAGUGUGCUAAGACGUGCUACGCAACCAGUCAUUGUUCUGGAGAUGCCUAUCCUAUUGCAGCGGGCUCGCAAACGCUCUUUGUAAAUGCAUCCAUUAAAGGUGUGGAUGAGGAUUAUCCGUCGCACCUGGCAUGGCUGGUUGACAUUGACCUUCCAAGGGCGAGCUAA
Messenger RNA from Blastomyces dermatitidis ER-3, 651 nucleotides. RefSeq lists its product as uncharacterized. Bases 1 to 651 code for a protein of 216 amino acids. The transcript is spliced from 3 exons. Lineage: Eukaryota; Fungi; Ascomycota; Eurotiomycetes; Onygenales; Ajellomycetaceae. The record is from RefSeq and is a predicted model, not a curated record.